AUGACAAAAAUUACCCUCAAGGAGCCAAGCGUCGAGUGUGUAAAGUCGGUUGGAUCAAUUCAGGAAGACUAUGCCAAUUUCAAGUGCAAAACCGCGCUCAAGAGGGUCUUUGACCCAAUCAGCGAACUCUACUGGACCUACUACGAAAAUGUGACGUUUAAACAGAGCCCAAAGGAGGAGUUUACAGUCGUACUCUUGCAUGGGAUAUGCGGUACCGCCGGGUCCUCCUUUUACAUUUUUGAACGGCUCUCGGAAAUGUGUAGUGGACCAUGUAGAUGUACUGGUGGUGAUUCUACUGGCAUAACUGCCAGAAGGGAAAUCACCUUUUCCACUAUCAGAGGCUUUAUUGCCUAUGUCCAUGAAAUAAAGGGUGGAGGAACAUUUACUCUCAAGGGAACUUUAGAUGGUGGUGACAAACUAGGUGAUAAUGGAGACAUCACAGAUGUUACCAGUGUCUCUGUUUACUACUGGGACGAAGAUGAUGAAGAAAACCCCAAACCUCUUAUCCUAGAAGUGGAAAUUGGUGGAAAUGAAAAGAAGUACUACAUUAAGUACGAAAGUAAUGAACAAGAAGUACAUGACAAGGAUGCAAAAAUUUGGGUACACCAUGGAAGUUCUUCAACAUCACUACAAGAUAUGCUAGAUGACCGCAAUUGUGCUAUAAAUAAACGUGUUCCAUUAGAUAUUAAAACUCCAGAGAAGACUUUUAACUUUAGUUCUGGUCGUUCAAAAGGCAAAGGUAUAGAACUGGCUGGUUCUAAAACACUACUGGGGAGUGAUUACAUGGUUACAUCCUACAGAGCCUCAGGUGGUACCAGUUUUGAGUUGAAACUGUCUAGAGUUGAUUAUGAGAAUAAAAAGAUUACUGAAAUAAAGGACUUUCACAAUGCGCUUGAUGGAGUAAGACUCUACUCGUCUCCAGUAAAUGGUAGUUCGCCACCAGUCGUACUCGAAUUGGCUACAAUUCAUGGUGGAAACUCUACCCUUUAUGCGAGUAAAGGUGGUAAUAGUUGGGUACAGGUUUAUGGAGAUUCAAAGACUUUUUAUACUGGGGAGAAAGAUUUCUCUACAAAGAUACCUACGGAAGCGUUAACAAAUAAACUAGACGAAGUGAUCUGUACCUAUCACAAUGCAGCCACUGUGGAUAUAUCAUAUAGUAAUUCCCAGACUCAUACUGGUAAUGGAAACUAUUGUUGUAAUGGUAGUCAUGGUCCUAAGAGGAUCUCUGUUAUCAAAGGGGAUGUCACAGUAGAAAGCCUUGGUAAGACUACUUCAUACUAUAAACACUCCAUUGAAAGUGGAAAAUUGGCAGACAUUAAAUUCUACCUCAACGGUGAUCAGAGUAGAAGAAGACGUGUAAGGUCAUCCAACCUAAGGUUACCUAUUACUGGUCCAGUAGAUGUCUAUGCUUUCUACUGCGGUUAUGAUCCCAUACUUGUCUAUGUUGAUGAUUCUAAAAGUACUAAGGCUAAAACAGGGGGAUGGUUUAGGAGAAGCCGAACUGGGAAUUACGACAAAAAAUGGGCAAAAUUCCCCAUGCCCAGAAACAUAAAACCUGAAACCAUUAAUAAUUGCAAAAACUGGAAUACAUUUGUAGCAGUGCUAGAAAAACUUAAAUGUGAAAACUUCCAAAGAUGUCCCCCUGAACCUUUACCAUUACGUUCUGAAGAUGGUAUUGGAGCAACAGAAAUUCAAGAUGAGGAACAAAUUGCCUUGGGAGAAUCUGAUACUGAAGACUCAUCUCAACAAGCUACUGAUCCUGGUGGCGGUAGAGGAGAAUUUUCUGGACCUAAUGCUCCUCCUGGUAAAGGUUCUAGUAAUGUUGGUAAAGGUGAUGAUGAUACCGCUCUUGACCCUGCUGGAAAAAUUGGUGAAAAGGGUGAUAGUGGAGCUGGAAUAGAACUUCUCAAAACAUUGACAAAGCUUGGACUAAAUGUAGCUAGUGAACUUGGACCCGUUGUCAUAGGUACAGCUGGACUAGCUGAAAAGGUUGCUGAUAAACUCUUAUCCAAUGUUCUAUCUCCUGCUCUUAACCAUUCUACUUCUGCCAUUCGUACUCCUGAACCUACUACUACUGGUUCUCAUAAUUUAGUCCCCCAAUCUGCCACAAGUGAUGGAGUAAGGAUAUAUACAGUAAAAACGGAUGAUGGUAAUACUGCACUAGCUAUGGAAAGUUCUAAAGGAAUUGUUCGUCUUCUAGGUGCUAGUAAUGGAGGUACUGGUACUCCAAGUAGAACUUAUUAUGAUCAUUCUGGACCUGCUGGUAUUGCUAAAGGCAGUGAUGAAAAGGGAGCUACUCCUCCUAAAGGUGAAGAUGAAUCUACUCGAUCUAAAGAUGUCGCAGGAUCCCCUGAAGUUACUCCUACUGCUGGAGUUCCUUCUCAAUCUGAACCUAAACCUGAAGUUGCUAAAGCUGCUGCUAGACUUGAAACACCAGUCCCUUCUCUAGGCUCUAAAACUUCUGUAACUGACAAUCAUCCUCAGGAUAUAAAUACCCCCUUAAUUACUGUCUCUUCUGUUCUUGCUACUUCUGCCGGAUCUGCUGCAACAUUUUUUGGAGGAUGGAAACUUUAUAACCGCUAUAAGGGAGAUCCUUGGGGAUUCAGGUGCAUUUCAGCUCAAUAUCCAGAGUACAUAACUCCAUUCGAGUGGAACGCAGGAUUCUUACACUUUCUGGAGUAUCUCAAGAUCACAAAACCAGUUGUAUUUGCAAGUGAUUUGGGAGGAUUUCUCUUGCAGUUGUUCGCGGAAAAGUAUCCGGACGCUAUACAUGGGAUGAUACUCUGCAAUUCAUACACGAGAUACAUUGAGGAUGCUAUAAUGUCUAAAGGUAGACUGCAUUAUAAAAUGUAA
Theileria equi strain WA is the source of this 2853-nucleotide messenger RNA. RefSeq lists its product as hypothetical. NCBI's taxonomy places the organism in Eukaryota, Apicomplexa, Aconoidasida, Piroplasmida, Theileriidae. The record is from RefSeq and is a predicted model, not a curated record. The transcript has 5 exons. The coding region runs from base 1 to 2853 and encodes 950 amino acids.